This is a messenger RNA of Zygotorulaspora mrakii, 9789 nucleotides long. RefSeq names its product E3 ubiquitin-protein ligase TOM1 (gene TOM1). Bases 1 to 9789 code for a protein of 3262 amino acids. The record is from RefSeq and is a predicted model, not a curated record. The transcript has a single exon. NCBI's taxonomy places the organism in Eukaryota, Fungi, Ascomycota, Saccharomycetes, Saccharomycetales, Saccharomycetaceae. Gene Ontology annotation, molecular function: ubiquitin-protein transferase activity. Gene Ontology annotation, biological process: positive regulation of protein catabolic process; proteasome-mediated ubiquitin-dependent protein catabolic process; protein polyubiquitination.
AUGGUGAAGCUGAGCAGGUUUGAAAAACUGCAAAAAGAGCAGAAUGCUAGCACUUUCAAGCCCUUGUUAGAUGAGUUGGUGGAAUGUGAUGAGCCAACGUUCGUCGAGAAGCUUAAUCACAUCCAAGAAUGGGACAGGUCAAGGGACGACUUGUUCGUUUGGACUCCCGUAUUAAACAGAAUUGACGAAAUAUUGUCAAGGGUUGUGAACAACUAUUCAUAUGCGUCUUCCGAUUUCAAGAAAAACCCAGUCAAAUUGAUUGAAAUGUCAAGAAAAGAUGAGGAACUAAGUAUAAAUUUGAUGAAAUUUACCACGAGACUACUUUGCAAUACGGAAAACAGAUACAUAUAUUCCUCUAUGGAUGUUAUGAAUAGUUUUUUAAAUUGUCCAAAUUUCAGGAUCAAACUUUAUGCGGUAAAAAUUCUGGCUAUCAUAGGUGAACGAUACAUAAUAUCUCGGGAAAGAAUUGACUCCGAGAACAUUUUGGGAAACCCAUUCUUAAAGAAAAAGGUACUUAAACUAGCAUUGGCGUUGCCCUCUUCUACCAUAGAUGAUAAUGGCGAUCAUUUUUCCCUUGCCGAUUUGUUUUUUGACAAGAAGAAAUAUCCAUUGAAAUGGACAAAACUGAAAUAUACAUAUUACACUGCAUCCACUUCACACCCUUCAAAGAAAAAUGGCUCUUCUACGGGGGUACAACAUCCUAAAGAUACCAAUUGUCAAAUGUCAUCCAUGAAAAAGAUUUUCUUUUCCAGAGAAGAUUUACAAUCUCAUUCCUUGCAACAGCUAUAUGACAAAGGGAUGGAAGUAUUGCCAUCGGAAAACUGGUUUGACUUCUCUGUUAAAGUCAAUAUUGCUAAGGCAUUCAGUGAUAAUUCUUUUGACAGUAUAGAGCUAAGAAACUUGAUAUUGCGAACAAAAUUCAACGCGAUCGCAGCUACAAAUACUAUUUAUCAUCCACCUCAAGUGAGUUCCAAGCUUUUUGAGGUAGAUCCAUAUGCAUUCAACAGUUUGACGGAUUUUAUCUCUUUAUCUGAAACAAAAUUACCAAAGGAACUUCGAUUGGAUUCCAUCUUUGCCUUAGAAUGUGUUUCAUUGAAACAUGUUUGGUGUUCUGACAUUGUAAGAAAUUUAGGUGGUAACAUGUCACACGGGUUGCUUUUUCAGAUUCUUCGUUUUAUCGGUAAAAUUCUGCGAGAAGAGUCAUCAGAGGUUGACGAAGAGUAUAAUGUUCGUCUUUUCUAUCUCAUUUCGAAUCUAGCCGAUGUAAAAGCGUUGCAUGACUCACUACUAGCUGCUGGUUUGAUACCAAGUUUGUUGGAUAUAAUAUCUGCUAGACAAUCGCCAUAUCGUCGCACAAUGGCUUCCGCAACCCAUUUGCUGGAAGCGGUCAUAAGUGAUGGAGAGUCUUCGGCAGAAUUCAUCAAUAAUGAUGGAUUCACCAUUCUCAUUGACUUGAUUACAGAAGAGGUGAACUUUGCUCUGGAAAAUCCCGAUUAUGGUAGUCCUCCAAAGUAUUCGGUAGUUUAUUAUUCGGUAUCCUUCAGGCAGUUGGCUUAUAUAAGAAGCUUGCUGAAGUUGGUUCUGAAACUUUUAAAAACAGAUUCUGGAGAUCGAAUCAGGAAUCUUAUGGACUCUCCAAUACUCCACUCUCUUAGAAAUAUACUUGAGAACAGGCCUGUCUUCGGCUACACAUUGAUUACCUACGUUUUAGACAUUUUGCAAAGAGUUAUAAACAGUGAACCCACCAUUUAUCCAAUUCUGGUUGAAGCUGGACUCAUUCCAUAUAUCAUAGAGCAUUUUUCCGAGCUACUUGGUCCUUACUCUGAGCUCCUAUCUAUCUUGCCCGAUGUUAUUUCUGCACUUUGUUUGAACAGUGAAGGUCUAAAAAAAGUUAAGGAGAAAAACAUGAUUAGAUUCCUGUUUGAUGCUGUAACAGAUUUGAAUUACGCCAAAGUACUGUAUUGGAAGGAAGAAAGUGUCGAUUUGGGAGCCUCAAUGGAUGAGUUAGCAAGACAUUAUCCAGAACUAAAGCCCCUCAUAUUAGAUUGCUUUUCCGACAUUGUGCGAGAGUUGCCUCGCCGUAUUUGUUUUAAUCAGUCCUUUCUUUAUUUAUCUUUAAAUGGCGGAGACUUUUUUUACCGAGGCAAGGAUGAGGAGGUAGAACUGACCGAAGAAAACGGGAAAGAGCUUUCGUUCUGGGAUGUGCAAAAGUCAACACCUAUUGUGGAUUGCUUUGCUGAUGUUUUUUAUGGUAUGACUCUAGAGAACUCGGCUCUGGGAAAACUACCUGAAAACAUAACAGUCAAGGACCUUUUUUCGAUUAUUGUGAUGGAUAAACCUCCAUUCGAUUAUACCUCUUCACAGGCACUCUUAAACUUUACCGAUGUUUUACAGCUUUUUGACGAACAGCACAAAAACUACGCGUUUCCCGAAGUUAUCAUAAUGUUGGCAGAGAAUCUGUGUGAUGUGGAGCAGUUUCUGACUUCUUCAAAUGAUGAAAGUUUUCUUUUGAAGGCCUCACUUGGCAGAGAUAACUCUGAUGUGGAGGACACUGUGAGUAAGUUAUCCAAGUUGUCUGCUUUGAUUUAUAUCGUGACAGACGUGUACAUUAAUUUGACAUCUCUUUCACCCAAGCGAGUGCUACAGAUUUUGGACUAUUUUGACAAGAACGGCUUCGAGUUGAUCAAGAAUCUGCGGUUAUUGUUCCAAAAAUGUGCCUUGGAAGAAAUGUACCUAAUAUCACAAAUGCCGGACGAAGCAAUCGACCAGACUUUGCCACAUCCCGGUGGCCAUUCUCCACCUGUUCAAAUACAUGUUAAAAAACCCUCCAAAAGAGAACAAAUGGAUAAUUACACAUCUGCAAAGUUCAAGAAUUCUUUCCAAAUUAGGGCGAUUUUAAACAAGUUACAGUCGUGUUCCUCUAUGAUAUUUAGAUGUUUACUAAGAUUGUCACGCGUCAAAGACUUGGAUUUGGAAGAUUGUGACAGGGCCCUGGAGGUGCAUAUAUCUGAUGAGGUUACAAAGCAGGUAAUCAGCAUGCUGCGCGCAGUUGAGUUAAAAAAUCAUAUGCCAUAUUUCCUUGUUGUAUUCAACUUUAAUACCUAUAUCUUCACAUUUCCCAAAACAACUAUCACCGGUGCCGGAAUGUUGCAAACCAUACCCGCUUUCCUAUUCUAUCAGAAUGGUGGAUACAAAGUGUACUUCGAGGCUAUAAAGUAUCUUUUUACUAAUAUGUCAACGUUUGAGAACUUGGCAGCAAUCGAAGAGGUCGAUUACGUUAAAAAUUCAGAAGAUGUCUUAACAUUAAGCUGUUUAUUGAAUGCCUUAUCUUUCUUCAAUAAAUCUAUGCAAAUUGACACGAUGGAAAAUAUUCAGAGCAUGGAAGUAUUUUAUCCAUAUAUGGAUAAUGAUUACAAUCUGACAAAGGCCCUAAUGCUUGUGGUAAAAAUACUUGCAUUAGGUCUGGUAAUGGAUCUCAACAAGAUGAAUCUGCUUUUUUGCUCCCAAUCUCGAACUGUUCCAUAUGCUGUCUUUAAGCAUAUUUUAACGAUGUUGAAGAAUAUUUUUUCAGGCAAAAACGAAGGGGAAGAAGAAGUAUAUGAGCUGCGUUGGGAUUUGAUCCCCCCUUCGCAUAGAAAAAUCCAACUUUUAAAGGCGUGUGGCAUUUCUGAGGAGGUUGCAAGAGGGUUCAUAGAAGAGACAGACGAUGAGAUGCCUUCCGAAAAGCCAAAUCUUUUCUCUGAGACAGAAUGGGAAAAGUAUCAAUAUCUUACCAAGGGUGAUACAUGGCAGUUGCACCCGGUUCUAAUGGAAGCACAGUACGAGCAGAUGUAUACAAAUGACGAUUUGAACUCUAUGCGAAAUGAAUAUUUUCAAACAGGUUUAUCACAAAAGGUUUUCGACGUAUUACCGUUUUAUCCAAAACUGGUAAACGCUUUUGCUAAAACCUUGCUACAGAUGUUCAAUAUUCAUGGUGAGCGUAGUGAGAAUUUUGCGGCUCAAGUGUUAGAUAAAAUAACAAAAACGAAUCUUGAAAACGGCGCAACGUUGUCCUCUUUUAUUCAUCUAUUCGGCAUAUUUCUGAAUGAGAAAUAUGUUUACGAAAACUCACAUUCGUUGAUCGACUCCUUUUUGGAAUACCUCCAAAAUUCGUUAAAUCCGAGAUUUAUCAAUUGCCCGUGGUUUUCCAAAGCUUUAUAUGUCUAUGAAAUCAUUUUGGCGAAAUCUGAGGUUCCUUUAAUGGAGCCCUAUCCACCAGGACUGUGCGUCCAUUAUCGAAUGCCUGCUAUUGCUCCAAUAUAUCGAAUUGCUCCUGAUACAAGAAAAAACUUUUUUGAUGUGUUAAUCAGGGUAGGCGACAUAACAAACUUUUAUUCAGCAUUGGCAACUUGUAGAAUAUUAUUAUUUUAUGCGAGGGACGAUGUUUAUGCUGCUGAAGUCUCCCGUUCUGGCAUAUUGUCCAAGCUUCUUAAAGUUAUUGGAGUUUAUCAGAAGUCAGAAAAAAUAAAUUAUCUCGAGUCCUCAUUUUUACUUUUAGCCAGGAGAACUUUUGAAACGACGGAUAUCGUUUCAUCCUUGAUCCGUUUUGAACUGAAUAAAAGUUUCACGACUAGAGUCAUGGGUGAGCCUAAACCGAGGGAGCGCGAUCUCGGCGGAGUAAUUGACGAAAAGCCUCAUGUUGUGAUGAGGAACCCAAAGAUGUUCGUUGAUGUCCUUUGUGAGGAUGCCCGGUUUCAGAAUUUUAAUGAAGAUGGCAAAAUAGUUGACUACGAUCUUAUCAGAUCCUCUCAAACUGGCGCAGCUGAGAGAGAUGAACCCGGGGAGAGAUCGAAGAAUUCUUUAACUGUUCAAAACAGAACUGGAAUUAUCCAUCUAUUGUUAUCACAACUAAUGGCAGCUUCAAAGAAAGACUGGGUGUCUGAGCCACCUUCUACGGAAGAAGGACCCUCAGGCUCUAAACAGGAAAAGAUCGAGCCAGCGAGAAAUCCAGUCUGUGCUUACAUGAUUUUUCUCAUGAAAGUGUUGAUUGAGCUAAUCAGCAGCUAUAAGCAGUCAAAGUUUGAAUUUUUGACCUUUGACAGGAGAAACGCAUAUACAGAAUCUCCCAAGCCGAGAACUACAGCCUUGAACUUUUUUUUCUACCAAUUACUGGACAGGUCUACUGAUUCUGAGCAAAGUAAGCCUGAAGCUAAACGUAGGGAAGUUAUGAGUAUGCUUUCCAGGUCUGUUAUCGUAGGGUUUGUCUCCACAGUACAAGACGAGAAUAAUAAAAAAAGUGAUUUACGGGCAACUGAUCCUGAUAUGACUUUUAUUAGAAAGUUUGCCAUAGAGACAGUUAUACGAGCCCUAAGAAAUACAGCUUCAAAUCCAAAGAUGCUCGAGGGAAAUGUUAGUAAGUUAGAUACCUGGUUCAAGGUUAUAUCAUCCAUGGUGUUUUUACAGGCACCUUGCCUCCGCCUGAUAUUGGAUUCCAAUAAAGUUGAUGCUGAUCAGUACCAAAUUUGUAAAUUAAUGAUCGAGAUGAAUGUGCCCUCAGCAAUAACGGAAUGUAUAGCAUUAUUGGAUCUUAACUAUCCCUUUUGCAAAAAAUUGUUUAAUAGUGCUGUGGAUCCCUUGAAUGCCAUCAACUCAGUUAGGCUUAGUUACGCAGGGAUGUUCAAGGUUGAAAGUAAUGAUGACGAGGUAGAGGUUGAUGAUGAUUCUGAUAAAGAGGAUCCGUCUGAUAUGUUCAGGAAUUCGGCUUUGGGAAUGUAUGACGUUGCAGAUAUCGAAGAAGACGAUGAUGGGGACGAUGAAUCCUUGAUUGGAGAUGAUGAGGACAUCGCUUUUGUAGAUGGUGAGGAUGGUGGUUUUGAGGUGGUUUUCAGCGAUGAUAAUGACGAAGAGAACGAUCCUAGCAGUGACGGGAGUCAUAGUAGCAACGAAAAUAUGGAAUAUGAUAGUGCCUCUGAAAGUGCAACGGACGAAUCUGUUAGCAGUGUUCACACAUCAGUUGAAGGCCGUGAAGAAUCGGAUUCACAAAAUGAGGGGUAUUAUUUUGAAGACGAUGACGAGGAUGUUGAAAUCAUAGAUGUUAAUGCUGAAGAAUAUGACUCGGAUCUAGAGAUUGAUUUGAGUGACUACAAUUUGGAAGACUCUGAUUGGGAAUCUGGGUUGUCGGAGCUUUCUGCAUCUGAUGAGGAAGGAGAAGGCAGCAUUAUAGCAGAAAACAAUGUUUUUGGAAGAUCCAAUGGAAGCAGACGGAGGUGGAUGACUAAUGAAGGUAUGGAGAUUAUUGAAGGUGAAUCUGACGAGGAGGGUGGUUCUGGUCUAUUUCAAGGAAUAGAACACGUAUUUCAUAGUGAAAGUCAACCGUUAUACAGAGUCCAGGAUGGCAGAAGUCAUGGUCGACACCAUCAUAGAUCGUUCCGUAAUCACGAACAUCCGCCGCUAGGGCUGCCAUCACUUAGCCUGCUAAACGGACCUCGUCGUCAACAAAGUAAUCUAAUAAACCCACUUGGCCCUUCUGGCUUAGAAGAGAUUGAGAAUGGUAUUUCUGAACAAUUAAAUAGUCCUACAAGUCUCAGAAAUAGACCUGAGCAUGCUCAUUUUGGAGGUGUUUUGGUUUCCGGUGAGUUUUUCGACGACAGGUCACCCGAUGGUAUAAUUUUGAAGUCGACAGUCAUGAGAUGGAAGGAUAUCUUUGAUAUGUUUUAUGACACUAAAACAUAUGCUAUAUACAUUAUCCCAACAAUUGUUGCAAAAUUGUACCAGCCUAGCUUGCAAUUGAAUAUGGAGCAGAAGCGCAAAACGGCGGAAAAGGAAAAAGAAGCGCAGACCAAACAGCAGAAAGCAGUAAAAGUCACAUCUUCAGUGCCUUCAGAAGCUUUAGAAACAGCUGCAAGCGCCAUUUCGAGCGAUGCUCAAAACGAUUCGUCUCGUGAGCACCAUGACCCAGUUUAUGUGAAUAUUGAAGGUUCGGAAGUUGAUAUCGGUGGCACUGAUAUUGAUGCUGAGUUUUUGAAUGCAUUGCCCGACGAUAUGAGAGCAGAGGUUUUUGCACAGCAUGUGCGCGAGCGAAGGGCAGAAGCGCUGCAUAGUGAUAUUCAUUCCAGAGAAAUCGAUUCGGACUUCUUGGAUGCAAUACCUGAGAAUCUACGAGAGGAAAUACUAGAUUAUGAAACAGCAGAGUCCAGGUUUUCAAAUAUUGUGCAUGCAAUGCAUGAUCAUGUUGAUGACGACGAAGACAUGGAUAGCGAGCAUGAGGAUGAUAACGAUGCAGAUGCUACUACUGGUAGUAGCAAUCCAGGUGACGAAAGUGAAAAGAAGAAAUCGGCCCGUAUAUAUUUCUCCCCGCUUGUAGAUCGUGCUGGAACUGCGGCUCUCAUGAAGUCAACCUUCAUAGCCCAACCAUACGUUCAACGUGAAGUUUAUCAUGAACUUUUUUUCCGCUUGUGUUCGAGUAAACAGAAUAGAAGUGACAUCAUUAACAUGCUACUUAUUAUUCUUACCGAAGGAGUGGUUGACCAAUCCUCAUUGGAGAAGGUUUACAACCUAAUAUCAUGUCGUGCUCAAGGGCAAAAUAGGCUUCCAGGACAUGCAAUGCAGCGUCAACUACCGGUUGAAUGCACUCCUCUAGUUGUCGCUAAUCAAGCAAUCGAAAUAUUACAAAAUUUGAUUGACUCUGAUAACAGGUUGAAAUAUUUCUUUUUGACUGAGCACGAGAACUUGAUGGUCACUAAAACCCCUGCUAAAAAUAAAAAGGAUAUUUUCAGUAAGAAUCUAAAGUGGCCAAUAAAGUAUCUAUUCGCUUUGUUGGAUAGUAAGAUAAUCACGGAUGAAACUGUUUUGAUGGAUUUGUUGACUAGAAUUCUGCAAGUGUGUACGAAACCUAUCCAGGUGAUUGCCAAAAAUACUGAUAGUCCCACAAACUCGAAGAAGAAGUUUUCUUCUCCGCACUUUGAUCGGAAAGACUUGGAAAAAAUUGUCUCCAUUAUCAAGUUAGAUAGUUGUAAUACUCGAGUGUUUCAACAAACUCUGAACAUUAUACACAACUUAGCUCCUUUGAAAGACUCAAUGAGAAUUUUCACGGAGGAGUUAAUAUCCUCGGCCAUUGAAACGAUGGCUUCUUUGAUUUCUGAUCUGGAAAAGCUGACAACUAUGGGCUCUCAGGCUACUAGUGGUGCAGAGAUCAACUCAGAAUUGGUCCAGAAGUUUACGGUACCAAGUUCAGAUCAAGCAAAACUGUUGAAAGUAUUGAUUGCAGUCGAUUAUCUUUACACUCAUAAGAACAAGCUAAAAAGUGACGAAGUUGGCCAGUUGAUGGAAGUUUACAAUAAGAUGGAACUUAACAAAAUUUGGGAGCCCCUAAGUAAAUGCUUAUUCGAAUUCGAAAGUCGAAAAGGGUUGAAUACGUCAGCUACAGUUCUUCUGCCUCUAAUAGAAGCUCUCAUGGUUGUCUUCAAACACAGUAAAACAUCCCAAGCCAAAUUUGCAACCUUGAGAUAUGAAGAUGGUAAAAAUGUCGAUCUAUCCACGAUUCCUUCCGAGAAUCUGUUUUUUUAUUUCACUGAAGUUCACAAGAAACUACUGAAUCAAAUGAUUCGCACCAAUCCUAAACUGAUGAGUGGUCCUUUUUCUUUAUUGGUGAAAAAUCCAAAAGUGUUGGACUUCGAUAAUAAAAGGUACUUUUUCACUGCUCGACUCGUGACUGAAUCGCGGGACAGGUCCACACUGGCGAUUACGGUUCGUCGUGAGCAGGUAUUUCUAGACUCUUAUAGAGCUUUGUUUUUCAAGUCAAACGAGGAUAUCAAGAAAUCGAAGUUAGAGAUUACCUUUAAGGGAGAAAGCGGGGUUGACGCCGGUGGAUUAACUAGAGAAUGGUAUCAGGUGCUGUCUAGGCAAAUAUUUAAUCCAGAUUAUGCUCUCUUUUUACCUGUCGCUUCUGAUAAGACCACUUUUCGCCCCAAUCGUACAUCAGGUAUAAAUCCUGAGCAUCUGUCAUUUUUUAAGUUUGUUGGAAUGAUAAUUGGCAAAGCUAUCCGUGAUCAAUGCUAUCUCGAUUGUCAUUUCAGUAGAGAAGUGUACAAAAACAUACUUGGAAGGCCUGUUGCCUUGAAAGACAUGGAGUCAUUGGAUCUAGAUUAUUACAAGUCGCUUGUUUGGAUUUUAGAAAACGACAUAACAGAUGUCAUCGAAGAAACGUUUUCAGUAGAGGCUGAUGAUUAUGGUGAACACAAGAUCAUUGAGUUAGCGGAAAAUGGCAGCGAAAUUGCUGUGACUGAGGAAAAUAAGCAAGACUAUGUGAAAAGAAUAGUAGAAUAUAAAUUGCAAACAUCUGUGAAGGAACAAAUGGCAAACUUUUUACAAGGCUUCUAUGCGUUAAUCCCAGUCGAAUUGAUAUCAAUAUUUGAUGAACAAGAGUUGGAACUUUUGAUAAGUGGGCUACCUGAUAUUGACGUUGACGAUUGGAAAAAUAACACUACUUACGUCAACUAUACAUCAAACUGUAAGCAAAUCAGCUAUUUUUGGAGAGCUGUUAGGUCAUUUGAUCUCGAGGAACGUGCGAAACUCUUGCAAUUUGUUACAGGUACAAGUAAAGUACCUCUAAAUGGUUUUAAGGAAUUGACAGGAGUUAGUGGUGUGUGUAAAUUUUCCAUCCACAGAGAUUAUGGACACGCUGAGAGACUUCCAACAUCUCACACCUGUUUCAAUCAGCUGAACCUUCCUUCUUAUAAUUCUUACGAAACUUUACGUGGUUCAUUGCUAUUAGCGGUUAACGAAGGACACGAGGGGUUUGGGAUUGCGUAA